This is a messenger RNA of Medicago truncatula (barrel medic), 980 nucleotides long. RefSeq names its product probable ubiquitin-conjugating enzyme E2 C. The transcript is spliced from 6 exons. Lineage: Eukaryota; Viridiplantae; Streptophyta; Magnoliopsida; Fabales; Fabaceae. The coding region runs from base 156 to 734 and encodes 192 amino acids. The record is from RefSeq and is a predicted model, not a curated record.
CUUACAAAGUGACCCUUAAUGAGUUAAUUCUCAUAUUUUUCAGCGAAAUUCUAAAAUAGAAAGAAAGUUUCUCACUCAGUCUCCCUGUCUCUCCUCGUUUAGAGUUAAUAGAAAUCUGAACCGUUGAGCUAAUUAGGCCUCCGUUGAUCGGAGUCAUGGAGGUCCGAUCAAACACCACCGCCGAAGAAAAUUCCCCUGUUGAAUCAGCGGCCAGUCGCCAUCGUCGAUCAUCCUCCAAGAAGCCUCUCGCUUCUCCUCUUCCUGCUGACACAACUUCCGUUUCUCAAAGACUACAGAAGGAAUUAAUGGCUCUCAUGAUGAGUGGAGGAGAUCUUGGAGUAUCUGCUUUCCCUGAUGGUGAAAAUAUUUUUACAUGGAUUGGCACAAUUGAAGGUGGAAAAGGAACUCCUUAUGAGGGUUUAUCUUAUAAACUUUCCUUACAUUUCCCCCCCAACUAUCCUUUUAAACCACCUCAAGUCAAGUUUGAGACGACGUGCUUUCAUCCAAAUGUUGACCAGUUUGGCAACAUUUGUCUAGACAUCCUUCAGGACAAGUGGUCUUCAGCUUAUGACUGCAGAACUAUGCUUCUGUCUAUACAAAGUCUAUUGGAAGAGCCUAACCUGGAGAGCCCUCUAAACAACUAUGCUGCAGAGCUUUGGAAUGAUAAGGAAGAUUUCAAGAGAAUGGUCCACAAACAGUAUUUAGCUGGAGAAGCACCUGCACCUGCAAGUUGAUUUAUACAAAUUCCAAAGCAAUAGCAAUUAUUUUCCGCACUUUUGUUGUAAACAUUUGUCGAAAGAAAAUUUCUGCAGCCUAUAAAUUUCCCCAUUUUUUGUAUGAUGCUUCGGUAUUGUAAUAUGUAACUAUAUAAUUCCUCUGAAAGUCUUCUGAUGACUGUGUAUAAAAGUUGUAAAAAAUAUUGUUACAAAGGAACAUAAUGACUCAAUGACUAUGAUUAUGAAGUUGGUGCUUUGAUUCCA